This is a messenger RNA of Cercocebus atys (sooty mangabey), 2701 nucleotides long. Its product is annotated as neuroblastoma breakpoint family member 4-like. NCBI's taxonomy places the organism in Eukaryota, Metazoa, Chordata, Mammalia, Primates, Cercopithecidae. The coding region runs from base 1 to 2382 and encodes 793 amino acids. The record is from RefSeq and is a predicted model, not a curated record. The transcript is spliced from 14 exons.
AUGUUUCGCUGGGUCGCAUUAUUCUGCAUGACGAGGCUCACAGAGGAGAACCCCACCCUUACUCCAAAGGCCUUUGAAAGCAGCUCUGGAAAGGGCAGGGUUUGCUUCACCCUCUGCCCAACGUCUCCCCAGGCUGCCCGUGCCACCUUCCGGUCUCACCUCCUCGGAGUUCGGGUCAAACGCGGAGCUCCAGUUUCUCAGCCCCUCCUGGAGCUCAGUGAUGUCCACCACGCCGUCCCCAUUGCGGUCCAGGUCUUCGAAGAGGAUCCCGUAGCGUCAGUAGUCAUCGUCAUCCUGGCAGGCCACCGCCUCCAGCACGAAGCCCUGCAUCCAGAGCAGCAUGGCUGGGUCCAGAGGCUGCGGGGACCACUAGGCCACCCCGCCCCCACCGCGGCACUCGCCGCCGCCUCCUCGACGCCUGGCUGUGCAAAGCACGGGGUCCAGGCAGUCAACCAGCUUCUGCAACUGUCUGGUGGAGCCGCUGCAGUUCGGAGUCCAUGCGGGCCAAGCCACUCGCGCCUGCGGGCUCCCGGGCGCCACGGAGAGGCGGCGCCACCUUGUGGGACCUCUGGUCGAGGCGCCACGCGACACCUGAGGCGCCAGGACCCCUGGACGGGUGGUCGAAAGGAGAGCCGAGGGCCGUUUGGGGAAAGGGAGCGCGUUGCCCAGCAGGCUCGAAAGGGCCCUCGGGGGUGUGAGAUUCUCGCGAUGCAGACUCAGUGCCUGCCGAAAGUCACUGCCGCAGGAGAUAUGGCAAGGAGUGAGCUGCUCAGACGCGCUCUUAUGCCAGCAUCCAGUACUCUGAGAGCUUUGAGAAGAGCCCGAAUCACUGAUGGAAUUGGACAGCACAUGGAAAUGGUUCAGCAGGAUGAGGAGUGUGAAGAGUACAAAGACAUCAUAGACUCUGUGCUGAGGGAUGAACUGCAGUUCGUGGAGAAGCUGGCAGAGAAGCUCAGACAAGCUGAGGAGCUCGGGCAAUAUAAAGCCCUGGUUCACUCUCAGGCACGAGAGCUGACCCAGUUACGGGAGAAGUUACAGGAAGGGAGAGAUGCCUCCCGCUCACUGAAUCAGCAUUUCAAGGCCCUCCUCGCUCCUGAUGACCUUGAAAAGUCCCAGGGUCAGGACCUCCGAGAGCAGCUGGCUGAGGGGCACAGGCUGGCAGAGCACCUUGUUCACAAGCUGAGCCCAGAAAAUGAUGAAGAUGAAGAUGAAGAUGAGAUGGAUGAGGAGGUUGAGAAAGUACAGGAAUCACCUGCCCCCAGGGAGGUGCAGAAGGCUGAAGAAAAGGAAGUCCCUCAGAAUUCACUGGAGGAAUGUGCUGUCACUUGUUCAAAUAGUCACAACCCUUCUAACUCCAACCAGCCUCACAAGAGCACCAAAAUCACAUUUGAGGAAAACAAAGUUGACUCUGCUCUGGUUGUAGAGAGUGAACGCUUUCAUGAUGAAGAGGAGGAAGCUCUAACCAUUCUCCCAGAAAAUCAAAAUGAUCAUGAGGAAGAGGAGGGGAAAGCGCCAGUGCCCCCCAGACAGUAUGACAUGUCCAACUAUUACCUGCAUAGUGAAGUCUCUUUCCUGGCACUGAAUGAAGAGAAAGUUUGCUCCACUCAGGAUGUUGCCAAAGAUUACUCCAAUUCCAAAUGGGAUGAGACCUCACUUGGCUUCCUAGAACAGCGAAAUGAUCUUGAAGAGGUGAAAGGACAAGAAACAAUUGAUCCCAGGCUCAGCAGGGGACUGCUGAGGGUGGACAAGCAUGAAGUCCCCCAGGAGUCACUGGAUGGAUGUUGCUUGACUCCUUCCAUCCUUCCUGAACUACCUCACUCCUACUGCCCUUAUGGGAGCACUUCGUACUGUUUUGAAGAAAAGCAAGUCAGCUUGGCUCAUGUAGACAAAAUUCAAAAGGAUCAAGAGGAGGUAGAAGAUCAAGACCCGCCGUGCCCCAGGCUCAGCCAGGAGCUGCCAGAGGUGAAGGAGCAGGAAAUGCCAGAGGACUCCGUGGAUGAAGUUUACUUGACUCCCUCAGUUCACCAUGACCUAUCUGACUGCCACCAGCCUUAUAGCAGCACAUUGUACUCAUUGGAGGAUCAGUUUGCCUGCUCUGCUCUGGAUGGAGCCUCUCACAACCAGGCAGACUGUCCCCAAGGGACUUGGAGUGGAGACUUGAGCCACCACCUGUCAGAGGUGCAGGCUUCACAGGCACAGCUGGAGCCAAGCACCCUGGCGCCCAAUUGUCUGAGACCACAGCUGGAUCAAGGGUUCUACUAUGGAAAUGACUUGGCCAGGCGGGGCCCCUCCUCCACCACCUGCAGCUUCGCAGCCAAUGCCGAUUCUGGGAACCAACGGCCCUUCCAAGGUAGGGAAGGAAACGGCGUCAUGAAGAUCUAAUCCAGGUGUUGGUGGUCACGGUGCUGUGGGUGAAGGAGAGAAUGGGACCACUCUGUGCUACCUCAGGGUCAAGAUGAAAUUCAUGAUGCUCCAACACAGUGAGAUGAGCAAAGGUUCUGGGUUUGCCACUUUCUGCUUGUUGACUUUAGCCUAGGUUUUUGUGUUUUUGCUAUUUACAUCUCUGUUCUCUCAUCUGAGAUAGCUGAAAAAUAAUAUCUACCUGCAAUCUUUGUUGCGAAUAUUAAUUAUUAUAAUUUCCAAAGGGCCUGAUUCCAUAAGAAUUGCCCCAUAAACCUAUGAAUAGGUGUUAUCUAAUCCU